AUGUCAACUCCAGAUACCUCUAUCUCAACUACUCAGGCCUCGGAGAUCAUAGAGUCGGUUUCAUCACCUGGUGUCGUGCAGGAUAGCCUCCGUGAUGCAAACGUCAAAGUACCCACGCAAGCGGAAUUAUCUACUGUAGAGUCAAAGUUGGCCACCGCGCGCUCGAAGAAAGACACUGGUGAUGCUGCAUUCAAAGUAGGAGAUGUCAAGAGUGCGUUGCGAUCGUACCAUGAGACGCUUCUGUAUCUUCACGGCAUCGAUAAAAACGCCCUUAAAUCGCUUGGAUUGGCUGUCCCAUCGUCUCCAUCAUCGAUGUCAGCAGUAGACCAAGCUGCUGGUGCAAAAGAUGUAACGACUGAGGCAGAUAUGAUUCUGGAGAAAGUAUACGCCAAUAUGUCUGCCUGCCAUAUCAAACAAGAGAACUGGAAGCGGGCAGUGGAUACUGCUGACAAGGCUCUAGGCAAAAACGCAUCUAAUUCUAAAGCACUUUUCCGAAAAGCAAAGGCCCUUGGAGAACUUGGAUUUUUCGAGAAAGCUGAGAUAGCUCUCAACGAGAUCAAGAAGGUCGCUCCCAACGAGGCGCCCAUGGCCGACGCAGAGCUUGCGCGUCAGAAAGCGAUGGACCGUGAACGGCAAAAGACUCACGAUCAGAAAAUGAGAGGCUGGCUUUCACGAGAGAAGAAGCAGGCUGUGAGCGAGUAA
Molecule: messenger RNA, 702 nt
Organism: Suillus plorans
Lineage: Eukaryota; Fungi; Basidiomycota; Agaricomycetes; Boletales; Suillaceae
Exons: 8
Coding region: 1-702 (233 amino acids)
Molecular function (GO): protein binding
Source: RefSeq, a predicted model, not a curated record